UGCACGCAGAAUGAAGUCUUCUGUCGUCAUGUUGACAGUUGUCCUUCUGUACAGUCUGUUAUGUGUUAGAACAGAGGCUAAUAUCUGGGACCUUGGGGGACAGUGGAAGGUGUAUAAUGUCAGUUCUAGUCAGUCGAUUAAGGCCUGGGUGCCAGGGACGAUAUACACGGCCCUCUCCCCUAAGGUGAUUGGGGAGCCGUAUUACAGGUUCAACGAUGACUUGUACAGAUGGGUGGCAACUGCGAACUGGACCUACUCAAGGCAAUUCACAGCUACAUCUGAAAUGCUGGCUAUGGAGAGGUUACAGCUCAUCUGUGAUGGCGUGGACACAGUGUCUGAUAUCUACAUCAAUGACAGAUAUAUCGGAUCCACCAAAGACGCCUUUCUACAGUAUGUCUUCGAUGUGAAGGACAUGGUUGUGGCAGGUGAAAACACGAUUGAUGUGAGACUACAGAGCCCUGUGUCGUACGCCAUGAACCAGUCGGCUAACUACCCCUACCUUGUUCCCCCAAAGUGCCCACCAGAGGAGCAACACGGCUGGUGCUACGUGAACUUCAUUCGCAAACCACAGUUUUCCUUCAGCUGGGAUUGGGCGCCAUCGUUCCCGACUUCAGGCAUCUGGCGAAACAUUUCCAUCCACGGUUACCAGGGUAUUGACUUCCGUUAUAUCACCAUAGAGACGACGAAAGCACUGAACUACUCUGGUUGGAUGGUGAACGCCAAAGUGUUCUACGAGUUGUCCCGAUCCUCCGUGGACACCGUCGUCACUUACAGCAUCCCGAAUCUCCACUGUCAGGGAAAGUUCCCCCUGACGCUCAAAGAUGACGCAGUGUUCUUUCUCCUGACUUGCAUCGUGGCCGACAAUGUGGAGCUGUGGUGGCCGCGUGGCUACGGGGCCCAACCUCUGUACACACUUGUGGUGGAGGCACUGGAUACAUCUGGGACACCACAAGCCGCCAAAAUUGUCCGCUUCGGGUUUCGAACCGUUGACGUAGAGCAGUACACUCCAGCCGAUACACACACCGGUUUGACCUUUUCCUUCAUCGUCAACGAGAUUCCCAUAUUUGCUAAGGGUUCCAACUGGGUUCCAGCUGAUAGUUUUCAGGAGAGAGUUACCUCCAGUUAUCGCCGUCGCCUUCUUCAGUCCGCGGCAGACGCCAAUAUGAACAUGCUGAGGAUUUGUGCCGUGGGCAUCUAUGAGCAUGACGAAUUCUAUGACAUUGCCGACGAGCUUGGUCUCAUGAUAUUCCACGACAUUGUGGGGUUUAACUGUGCUAUGUAUCCUCGGGAUCCAGACUUCCUGACCACUGUGACGCAGGAGGUCACCCAUCAGGUCAGGCGACUGCAACAUCACCCAUCCAUAGUGAUCUGGUCAGGCAACAAUAAAAAUGAGCUUGGUUUAGCCCUGAAUCUAUAUGGUACAAAUUCUAACUUUACGCUGUAUAAGUCGGAUUAUUUGAGUCUAUACAUCGAUACUAUCAUGACGGUCGUGGAGAGAGAGGACGGCACUAGGACUUUUAUCGACUCCAGCCCUAACAACGGGGCCAGAACAGUACAAGAUGGCUGGGUGUCACAGAACCCUAAUGACACCCUCUACGGCACCGUGGACCAUUUUGAAUACGAUCACGACGCUUGGGACUGGACAGUGUACCCAGUGGGGCGUUUUGUAACAGAGUAUGGGCUACAAUCCUGGCCCUCUCUCACUACACUAAAGACGGCAUCGGAACCCCAGGACUGGAACUACGACAGUCCGUUCUGCGAGCACAGGCAACAUUCCGUCAACGGUCUGGUAAAGUAUGGUAAAGUACAAAGACCCGUUAAGGAGAUUCGGGAUAUUAUAUAUCUGACACAGAUUAACCAGGCGAUUGCGCUGAAGACAUACUCCGAGCUUCUACGACGGCGCCAAAACGAGGCUGUAAAUGGCGAGGGGUUCACCAUGGGUGCUCUGUUCUGGCAGCUUGAGGAUAUAUGGCAAGCCCCUACUUGGGCCUCUAUAGAGUAUGGAGGCAAAUGGAAGAUGCUUCAUUACUACGCUGUGCGCUUCUUUAGUGACACCCUGAUAUCCCCGUACAUCGACCAAUCAGAGUUGAAGGUUUACUACAUCCAGGACUUUCCGUCGGUACCCAGAAAGGCUAACGAUUCCAGUACAAAUGUACUCAAUAUUAGAGUUCGAUCCUGGAGCAGUUUUACUGUCCAGUACAGGGUUGAUGUCCCUUUCUUACGGCCCAGCCAGAGAGCAUCCUCAAUAUACAACAGACCCUUAUCUACUAUAUUGGCGAAUACAAAUUGUCCGUCCAAAGCCUAUUGUUUCUUGGAAUUUGGACUCAAUGAAAAUUUCACCACUGGCAACUGGUUACUACUGACGUAUCCAAAGGACACGAAGGGACUACAUCGGGCUUCUAUAAAGAUAGGAGAUCCGCACCUCAAUCAGGACGGGACGUUCACACUCCAACUCUCCUCCACCACAGUCGCCAUGUUUGUUUGGCUGGAUACAGGAGUGAUAGAGGGGCGGUUUUCUGACAACGGCUUCAUCAUGAGUGAACCUUCUCGAGACGUCGUCUUCUACCCAUGGCAAAAUGUCUCCGUCGUUGAUUUGAAGACCAAUUUGACAGUCACUUCCCUGGCCAACGUUUACGAAUAACUUCGCAUCAGCAGCAAAUCGGGAUAGCUGUAUGUGCAGUCUUAUGUGAUAUUAAAAAAUCAAAAAUAAAAAACGUUGCUCUGCUAUCAACAAGAGAUGUAAUUCUUUCAAAAAGUAAUAAUCUAUUAAAUUUAACCGAUAGCCUGUUAUUGCAACAGAUUAUUAUGUUAAAUAAAGCACUAUGUUAAUUAAAACGUAAAAAUUGUAUUAGGCUAACAUGAUGUUAUAUUGAAUAUGACACAGUGAUCAAAUACAUUC
Molecule: messenger RNA, 2899 nt
Organism: Liolophura sinensis
Lineage: Eukaryota; Metazoa; Mollusca; Polyplacophora; Chitonida; Chitonidae
Product: beta-mannosidase-like
Exons: 18
Coding region: 11-2641 (876 amino acids)
Biological process (GO): glycoprotein catabolic process; carbohydrate metabolic process
Molecular function (GO): beta-mannosidase activity
Source: RefSeq, a predicted model, not a curated record